Molecule: messenger RNA, 2828 nt
Organism: Lycium ferocissimum
Lineage: Eukaryota; Viridiplantae; Streptophyta; Magnoliopsida; Solanales; Solanaceae
Product: protein ROOT PRIMORDIUM DEFECTIVE 1
Exons: 3
Coding region: 151-1518 (455 amino acids)
Molecular function (GO): RNA binding
Source: RefSeq, a predicted model, not a curated record
UCUUCCUUCACGAAGAACUGCAAUUUCCUCCAACAAAGUUUCUAUAUUACCAAUUUCACCCCUAAUGUUCUGAAUCGAUAUAGAUAAAACUUCAUCUUAGAAAUCCCAACAUCUUUCCCGUAAAACCCUAACCCCCAAAGUAGUAUCAAAAUGCACAUUUUCCUUUCAAUUUCAAGAAAACUAUUACACUUAAAAUCCACAUCAUGGAUUCCUACAGUUUUCCUACUAUCCCCAAAACAAAUGUCACAGUCAACUUCCAUACCAAGAAACCAACAACGUAUUCGCGACCACGGGUACGAUGAUUACAUGGAAGUGGAAAAGAAAACUCGCAAAGUAACGAAAUUUCAAGAAUUACUUCUUUCUCAACCAAAUUCAAUGAUUGCCAUUUCUCGUCUUGAUAUGCUUGCACGUCGUUUUGGGUUCAAACAAUAUGAAGCAGGCAAGUUUAUUCUCAAAUUCCCACAUGUUUUCGAGGUAUUCGAACAUCCAGUUCAAAGAAUACUAUAUUGUAGGCUUACCCGUAAAGCAAUGCUUCAAAUUGAGCAAGAAAAACAAGCCCUUUUAGCUCAAGUGCAUGAUCAAGCUGUUACCCGUUUACGAAAGCUUUUAAUGCUUUCGAAUACGGGUAGAUUAAGGUUAGAACAUGUUAGGAUUGCUAGGAAAGAAUUUGGUUUACCUGAUGAUUUUGAGUUUUCUGUUGUUUUGAAGUAUCCUAAGUAUUUUAGAUUGUUUGAUGCUAAAGAGACUAGGAAUAAGUACAUUGAGGUUGUUGAAAGAGACCCGAAAUUAGCUGUUUGUGCUGUGGAGAAUGUUAGGGAGAGGGAGUAUAGAGAAAAGGGCGGUGAAGAAGAGAAUGUGCGGUUUUCGUUUAGAGUGAAUUUCCCACCAGGUUUCAAGAUUGGGAAGUAUUAUAAGAUUGCUGUUUGGAAAUGGCAAAGGUUGCCUUAUUGGUUGCCGUAUGAGGAUAUCUCUGGUUAUGAUUUGAGGUCACUCGAGGCACAAAAGAGGAUGGAAAAGAGAGCAGUUGCAACUAUUCAUGAAUUGUUGUCGUUGACAGUUGAAAAGAAGAUUACUUUGGAGAGAAUCGCACAUUUUAGGUUGGCGAUGGAUUUGCCGAAGAAGCUGAAAGACUUUCUCCUACAGCAUCAGGGAAUAUUUUAUAUUUCGACGAGGGGAAAUAUGGGGAAAUUGCAUACGGUGUUUCUCAGGGAGGCUUAUAGAAAGGGAGAGUUAAUUGAGCCAAAUGAAUUGUAUCUCGCUAGGAGAAGGCUGGCUGAAUUGGUUUUGCUGAGUCCAAGGAAAGCCGUUGUGGAUAAAAGAUUGGUUAAUUAUAGAACACAAAGAGAUGAUGAUGAAAUAGUUGACUAUGUUGAGAAUGAAGGAGAGCAUUCAACCACUCAAGAGACAGUUAGAGAAGAUGUGGGAGGAGAAAGUCAGGACUCUGAUGAUGAUUGCAGUAUUGACUCUGAGGAGGAAGUCAAUAAUGAUGAUGCAGAGGACACUCGUGUCGCUGACUAACCGAACUUAGCCCACCUAGUACUUGAUAUCGGGAGUUCUUUGAGUGCCAGAUGAAUUUAGUCCGAGACCACCUGGAAGAGAUCUCUAAGUUGAAUGAAGAAGUGAUACGGUUGCAAGAUCUGGUAAGCAGUUUCUGCCCUUGUUUUCAAAGUCUACUGAUAUGUUUAAUUUUCACCUCUUCUAUAAAUCUUGGCUUGUGGGGAGAUCUUUAUGCUAGAGAUUCUUAUAAUUUUGCUGGUACAUAGCAAUUUCUCCUCCCGACUGAAUGAAAAAGAUUGUUUCACUAUUUAGAAUAGAAAACCUGAUAUAAGUUAUCAAUUUUUGCAAUUAGGUUCAACCAUCUUUUUAUCUUGUAUGAAAAAUACUUAUGCCUACUAGGGUCCGAGAGAAGGGAAAGGAACUCAUUGGGGGUGAGGUAGUUGGGGACAGAAAUAAUGGAGAUAGAGGUUCUCUGGGUAAUCAUAUUGCUUCAUAAAUAAAUAAAAAGAAGAUAGUAGUGGUCUGGCAAUAGGUUUGGCAACAGUGAUGGUGGAUGUGGUGGAAGGAAUAGAUGGGCGGUCCGUCUGUGUUUUGGCAGGUUUAGGGCUUGGUAGGUCUUUUUUGGCUAAUAGCAUAUAACGAAUAUCAGUUAUUUUGGCAAAGUCUUUCUCAUUUUCUAUUUUUUGUUGUUAUUGCUUUCAAAACUCAAUAGGGUUUUAAAUAUUUCGCUCUGUGUUCUUCAUCAUGAUUUAAUUGCUGGCUUUGUUUCCAUUUAUGGUCGUGUUGGCAUUAUAGUUGGAAGGGUUGAAAGAAUGGUAUCAGGUGAAAAGUUGAAUUUUAGUCGCUGUGGUGGUGAUGUGGGGAAGAAAAUGGAUUUCGCAGAUGAUCCCCAUUGAUACUCAGCGAGGAGAAAAAGCGAAAGAUGCUAUGCGUGGAGUUCAUAUGGAAAAUAUGCAUGGGGCCACGGUGAACUUCAGGUCGGGUUGUUGCUUCUAAUGAGUUUUCUUGGUACAAAUAUUACCUUUGUUUCCAUUUUAUUUAGUCAUUUAACAGUCAUAUUUUUGGUGGAGGCAUCUCAGUAGGGCGUUUAAAUGCUUUAUCUAUUUAUUGAUCUUCUAUUACUUUGUUGCGAAAAUAAGCUUCGUUGAUUUUAUAUCCACUGUAGUUGAUAUUUUUACCUUUCGUUUUUACGAUUCUUCUCCAACUCGUCUUCUUGUUCUUCAUCAAGAACACAAUGGUUCUUUAAUUUUAAGCUUGAAAUUCUCAGUUGGAGGUGGAAACUCGAAGCUGAUGGGUUUUUUAAUGGUAAAAUCGUAUGAGCGUUCAUUACU